Molecule: messenger RNA, 876 nt
Organism: Trichosporon asahii var. asahii CBS 2479
Lineage: Eukaryota; Fungi; Basidiomycota; Tremellomycetes; Trichosporonales; Trichosporonaceae
Exons: 4
Coding region: 1-876 (291 amino acids)
Biological process (GO): mRNA processing
Cellular component (GO): THO complex part of transcription export complex
Source: RefSeq, a predicted model, not a curated record
AUGGCGGGAGUUCAGCCCCCUUUCUCAGCCGGUAAGCUGAUCUGUCUUCCAACGCGGCUGAACAAGACACCCACGGUCGACGGGCAAGAGGAUGGAGACAAGGAGAUGCUGCAUCUGGAUGUCGAAAAGUGGCGCCUGCACGUUGAGCGUUUGAUGGCGAGCGCCAAGUCCAUGGAACGUCAGAAACGUGAAUACGAGCGCAAGAAGGAUGAAACUGUCUCGCAAACCGAGGCACUGCGUGCGAAGCUGUUGGAAGAGACAGCGCUGCUCCAGGCGAAGCAGACAGAGCGCGCGCGGAGGAUGAAGCAAAUCGCAUCUCUUCAGGCUUUGAUUGUGGAGCAUCGCGCGUCGUACGAGGCGGUGCUUGGCGUCGCGCAGCAGCGCGCAGACACCUUCGGACGAAUUGCAGCGCUAGUGGACGAAUGCCGCGGCCUGAAGCUGGCGCUGUCGGAGGAGGAUGCGGCAGCGGAGAAGCUUGUCGAGCAGGCGGAGAAGGAGCUCAAGGCCGAGAAGGUCAAGGAGAAGACUGAGAAGACCAAGCUUUCUGCCCAGACGCUUCCGUUCCAGCCUUCCGCCGCGACCCUCUCGGCGCCGACAUCGCGCCAGCACUCCGCCUCGCCCGGCCCCGCGCAUGGUGGAGCGCACGCUCACCCCCUCCCGGCGCGGCCUGUUAGGAGCGGGCGCCGCGCUGCUGCUUCUCACGCCCCGCACUCUGCGUCCGGUCUCCCGCCGCGCCCGGUCAGCGGGCUCAGGAACGUGAGGCAUAUGCACUCCGGCCCGCCGGGACUGGAGGAUGGAGAGCUGGGAGAAGACGACGGCGCCGGACAGAAGCGCAAGGCUGAGGAGCCCCACGGACGGAGCACGAGGAGGAAGUAG